AUGUCUUGCAGUCUACCAGUUAUUUUCUUAUUCUUACUUUGUGUUCUACCUUCCCGUUCCUUUUACCUCGGUAGGUCAGAUGGAGCUCAUUUGAAUAUCAUCGAAUACAUUUGUCCUGAUCCAAAUCUAAAGCAAAUAGCUGUUGAUGGUGUGACUAUGUAUUCCACAACAGAAGAAAUUAAUAAUUAUAUUGCCCAGAAAGUAGAUGGGUACAAUAACCAAAUGUGGUCAGUGACUGUCGUGAACUUCAGUCGUGUGACAGGAGACUUGCUACCUGGUGGUACAACCAGUCAAAACCUUUGUUUCAUAUCAGUUGAUAAGGAAAAUAUUGUUGUCAUAAUGGCUGCUAUUGCUCAGCAAUUGAAAUAG
Messenger RNA from Auanema sp. JU1783, 369 nucleotides. NCBI's taxonomy places the organism in Eukaryota, Metazoa, Nematoda, Chromadorea, Rhabditida, Rhabditidae. The record is from the annotation of a GenBank genome assembly.